Lacerta agilis (Sand lizard) is the source of this 495-nucleotide messenger RNA. RefSeq names its product EKC/KEOPS complex subunit LAGE3-like. NCBI's taxonomy places the organism in Eukaryota, Metazoa, Chordata, Lepidosauria, Squamata, Lacertidae. The record is from RefSeq and is a predicted model, not a curated record. The coding region runs from base 16 to 495 and encodes 159 amino acids. Gene Ontology annotation, cellular component: EKC/KEOPS complex. The transcript is spliced from 6 exons.
GAACUCAAAAGCCUAAUGCAGUCGCUCUCCGUGCUUCUACCUGGAGGGACUUCUCUUGUCGGGACACCACAGCAGGGGAGGCCCUUUCCUGUGCCGCCACCACACAAUAAGUUCUGUCCAAGAGCCCACCACCCUCAGGUGAAGCCAGCUCUUCCUGCAGAAGUCAGAUUGCUUUUCACAGACCAGCAGAAGGAACUUCCAGGCCCAUGGAGUCACACUUCAGAGGGACAAACAAAAAGCCACCCCAACAUCUGUGAGCUGAGGAUCCCUUUCCCAUCAUCAUCAUUGGCCGAGAUUGCGCUGGGCUCCCUGGCCCCUGACCCUGAGCCCCGCAAAGAAGGGAUCAGCAAGGAACUGGGCGUGACGGAGGACAUCUUGCAUGUUCGAUGGAGAGCAGAUGAAGCUCGGAUUCUGCAUGUGUCCAUCAGCUCCUUCCUGGAGCAUCUCUCCUUGGUGGUGAAAACUAUGGACCUGUUUGGGCCUCCGGUGGCUUGA